Messenger RNA from Meriones unguiculatus (Mongolian gerbil), 1221 nucleotides. It is a transcript of the gene Hmgn1, whose product is annotated as high mobility group nucleosome binding domain 1. The transcript is spliced from 6 exons. Gene Ontology annotation, molecular function: nucleosomal DNA binding. Gene Ontology annotation, cellular component: chromatin; nucleus. Bases 126 to 419 code for a protein of 97 amino acids. NCBI's taxonomy places the organism in Eukaryota, Metazoa, Chordata, Mammalia, Rodentia, Muridae. The record is from RefSeq and is a predicted model, not a curated record. Gene Ontology annotation, biological process: chromatin organization.
CCGGAUCCAUCCGGUUCUCCCACCGCCCCCGCGGCGGGUCGCGGCAGUCCUUGCGGCGACGGCCAGGCAGCGCAGCACUCGGCGGCAGGCUCGGCGUCGCGCGUCCCCCAUCCCGCACAGCCACGAUGCCCAAGAGGAAGGUGAGCGCGGACGGAGCGGCGAAGGCGGAGCCCAAGCGCCGCUCGGCGAGGCUGUCGGCCAAGCCCGCACCCGCCAAGGUGGACGCCAAGCCGAAGAAGGCCGCGGGGAAGGAUAAAUCAUCAGACAAAAAAGUGCAAACAAAAGGGAAGAGGGGAGCAAAGGGCAAACAGGCUGAAGUGACUGACCAGCAAGCUGCAGAUCUGCCUGCAGAAAAUGGAGAGACGGAGAACCAGAGUCCAGCCUCUGAAGGAGAAGAGAAAGAAGCCAAGUCCGACUAACCAUCUAUCGUGUCUGUCAGUGGUCCUUGCCUCCCUUCUUGUAUAAUCCAGAGGAAUAUUUUUAUCAGCUAUUUUGUAAAUGCGAGUUUUUUAGUAGCUCUAGAAACAUUUUUAAGAGGUGGGGGAGUCCCACCUCAUCCCAUUUUUUAAGUGUAAAUGAUUUUUUAAGAGGUUAAAUCAUUUGCUGGUUGUUUAUUUUUUGUACAACCAGAAAAUAGCAGGAUACUGAAUCAGGAGAGGCUGUGACUGUCUCGGGGGUCACCAUAACAUUCCGUAGAGGGGCUAGUUUUAUAUCCUACAACACAAAGCAUACUAAACGGCAAUUUGGAGUUUCCGUCUUGCAUUUGUGUCUGGAAUAUUUUCAGUUAUAUCCGGUCUCGUUCGUGUUUCCUAAGAAAACCACUCCCUGGCCCUUGCCCUGUCAGAACGUAAUGUCUUUGGUCAUGGCCGUCCAUUUUCCUAACAGUGGUGAUAAUGUGCUGUGAAAGAUGAAAAUGCUGUAGGUACUAUAUGUGGCAUAAAAUUGUAGGUCGGUGGAAUUGAGGAUUAUGAAUAUUUGAUUGUUAUGUGAGGUCUUAAGGAAAACUUGUCAAAUUUGAGUCCUGAACCUCACUGUAAUAAGUUCAAAGAGACAAUACGUGGCUCUUCAUUUAGGUACGUGAACACAGUAUAUGGCUCUUCAUUUGAGUACGUGAACACAACGUGUGACUUCAAAGUUUGGGUACUUGUGUUAAGAAUUGAAGUGUCUUGUGUACUCUGCUCCUAAGCCAAUAAAAUCUCAGUUGUGAAAGAGUAUUUAAAA